Molecule: messenger RNA, 1708 nt
Organism: Tricharina praecox
Lineage: Eukaryota; Fungi; Ascomycota; Pezizomycetes; Pezizales; Pyronemataceae
Exons: 3
Coding region: 1-1587 (528 amino acids)
Source: RefSeq, a predicted model, not a curated record
AUGUCUUUCGCUGCCCGCUCGGCGAGGGCCGACGAUGCCGGGGAUAGCUUUACGAACAACCUACUGACUGACUUUGCGCCGGUUCUGGCAUUGUUCGGUGAACAGCACGAUUGCGUGAUCUUCGCCAUAUUCCCACUUGGAAUCAUCACCGCCAUCGUGAGCACGAUCAGAGUUGCUGCACCGAACUCCUGGAAAGCCCUGGUCGGAAGGGCCAGGGAAAGCCGUGCCACGGCCGAGCUGGAGCUGCUCUCGUCCACAAGCCAGGAGGUUUGCGAGAUGUGGGACGGUCAAGCCAUCGUGAGGGUCAUGGGAUCUCCGCAGAUCCCAGAGCUGGUGUACAUCCUUGAGCGAAAGGGCGAGAAGCAGCGUGAGCUAUACAGGCUGCAAGGGGAGAGUCGAAAGGAGUCGAAAGACAGAGUGCUGGAGUUGAAAGCCCAUACCGGGAGUCUCAAGGAUGAGGAACAACAGAAAAACCUCUACUCAUCGCCUGAAGACACGGAAAGCUCUGCCGGAUUAUCGGCUCCCAACAUUUCUCUAAAUCUUGCACCUUCACCGGAUCAGAGAAAGCAAUCAUUGUUAUGGUUCUUAGUGUUCGCAGUGGCCCUCCAGCUCGGUGUGCUCGUCUUCUGUGCUAUAGCCAUAUAUCAUCCUCCGUGGAAAGCUCGCUUCGGUAAAAAUGGUCUCCCUGUUGUGGGCGCGGCGUAUCCGGUAGCAGCUGCGGGAGUCCUGACAACGACUAUUGGCAUGUUCUUGUGUGCUUGGAUCAUCGAACAAAGCACCAAGGAGGAAGUCUGGAAAAUAAAGGUGGCGGCUACUCCUUCCACGGAAGGAGACCACCAUCAUACCCUGCAGGCACCUUCAGGACGACAGGUUCUCAUUUUUUGGUUACAAAAACGCAAAAUCGUCAACGAUCAAACAUUCGAUUCAUACGUAAUCUUUACUUCGGGACCUCGCAAUUCUGUUCUGACCUCGAGACGAAACGGGAAUGUUGCCAGUCCCAGUAGGACCACACAACUCCCUGGCGGUUCCCAAACCGUGGAGACCGGCUUACCGCAUCAGAAACUGGCCAUAUUCGGGGCGACCAUUUUCAUUAUCGGAUUCAUACUGAAUUUCUCCGGCUUACGACUGAUGCACUGGUCAGCGACCAUUGCGCAGUUUGUUGGAACUGCGAUCAUGACCUCUGUGAGAAUCUGGCUGUGUCGCGAUUUAGCUGGGCGCCCCGAUGCGCAACAGAUCCUCGAUGGCUACGAAAUGGAUUGGCUUGCGCUACUGCUUGCGGCAAAUGGAGAAAGUCUUUCGCUAGGCCGCAAUGAAAGAUUGAAGCAGGCUUCCGCCAUAGAAAAGAACGAAUCGAGCGCCUUUUCGACUUGGGCCGUCGUUGUUGGCAAUAAAGUUCAUGACGAUAAAGAGAGGGAUGAGAAGAAAGGAGAUGAUGAUGAUGAGACUGAUGAGGAGAGCGACCAGGAAGGCGACCAGGAAGGCGACCAGGAAGGCGACCACGUGGGUGACCAGGAAGGCGACAAAGCCAUUGAGGGUAAUCUUAACUUGGCAUCAAGGGCGCUCCGCAUCCGGGAACGUCUAGGGUAACUCAGCAAGUGGACAGGACGAGCUUCUGAACCAGCGAUAUCGGUUGCAACUGCAAUCGAAGCAGUGAUGAAUGCGCUCUACCCACAGAAACUGCCAGAACCCUUCGAAUUUCCUUUCUAAG